AUGUACUAUGGUGGGUGUCUGUAUGAAAAGCCCUAUCCAGUUUAUCAUGGUGGUGAAUUUAGGAUGUUCGAUAAUGUGGAUCUUGAAACCAUUUCCAUUCUUCAAUUAAAUGAGAUGGCACAAAGGAUUGGGCUUGUCAGAUAUGUUUCAUUCUACUCUAUUAGUGAGAUUAAUGGAGUGGAGAAGAUAGUGGAAGAUCGGGUAUUUUCCCUCAUAAAUGAUCCAUUCACGCAUGGUGACCUUGAUGAUAGUGACGAUGAAGAUGACGUCCAUGGAGUUCUGGAAGAGUGUGAGUGGGAAUCUUCAAAAUCUGAAUGUUAUUGUGAGAUUCCUAACCCACAGCAAUUGAUUAGGGCCUUAGCCUAUGCAUGGGUUUGCAAGGAAGCCAGGGAUUGA
This is a messenger RNA of Oldenlandia corymbosa var. corymbosa, 396 nucleotides long. The record is from the annotation of a GenBank genome assembly. NCBI's taxonomy places the organism in Eukaryota, Viridiplantae, Streptophyta, Magnoliopsida, Gentianales, Rubiaceae.